Drosophila grimshawi is the source of this 897-nucleotide messenger RNA. RefSeq lists its product as uncharacterized. Gene Ontology annotation, molecular function: FFAT motif binding. Gene Ontology annotation, cellular component: plasma membrane; endoplasmic reticulum membrane. The transcript is spliced from 2 exons. NCBI's taxonomy places the organism in Eukaryota, Metazoa, Arthropoda, Insecta, Diptera, Drosophilidae. The record is from RefSeq and is a predicted model, not a curated record. Gene Ontology annotation, biological process: endoplasmic reticulum membrane organization. Bases 134 to 784 code for a protein of 216 amino acids.
AUGUUUCAGACACAAUUCCAAUUCAGAACUUUUGUUCGUGUAAAGUUGCAGUCAGAAAUCCAAAUCAACUUCCAUAAAGAAAAAUAUUUUGUAACAACAAAAAUAUUUUGAAAAAAUGUAAUAUCAAGCGAACAUGAAUUCGGUUAUCUUCAGUGUUAGCCCAAAAAAGAUGACGUUCUAUGCGCCCUACGAUCGCACGCAAAGACGUUUAAUCACCGUUAUGAAUCCCACCGAUAACAGGCUGUUCUUCAAGAUACGGUCGAAUGCGCCAUGUGAAUAUAAUGCUAGUCCAAACUGUGGAUGCAUUGAGCCCUAUGACUUCGUUGAGAUCAAUAUCAGUCUCCACUCUUUUAAUUUCCAUAAGGAUCUGGAUUACAGCCAUCGGUUCUCUGUUCAAUGCAUUCGAUCGCCGCCAGCAGAACAAAGUCUCAACCAAUCUAUUCGGAGCAUUUUUAAACAAAUGCAUCGCUCGGAAAUAAAAAGCGUACCAGUGCCCGUUGACUUGCUGCCGGAUCCCAUACUCUUAUCACAGGAUGAACUGGACAACCUGUUGCAGCACAAUGUGCAAAACAGGCAAUGGAAAUCGCGACUAAUGUGUAUCGACUAUAUUAAUACUUUGGACCAACUGCCAAUGCCCCAUAAACAAAAGAAACGAUGCAAAUGGACCCGCUUUCUAAUGUCAUUGCUCAUCAUCAUAUCUUGUCUGGCAGGUGCUUAUGUGCACCGCCUGCAUAUUGAGGACGAUUUACAUAUGCAUAUUAAAAUGGAUAAUAUUCAGUUCUAGCUGAUACAGGAAAACAACUCAAUGAAUCACUCCAAUUGACACAAACCUAAUUUACAUUUAAAUUUGUUGUUGUUCAUAUCAAAUACUCAAUAAACAACCAUUGUAAUUCUUGA